This is a messenger RNA of Elaeis guineensis (African oil palm), 3424 nucleotides long. Its product is annotated as auxin response factor 18. Gene Ontology annotation, molecular function: DNA binding. Gene Ontology annotation, cellular component: nucleus. The record is from RefSeq and is a predicted model, not a curated record. NCBI's taxonomy places the organism in Eukaryota, Viridiplantae, Streptophyta, Magnoliopsida, Arecales, Arecaceae. Gene Ontology annotation, biological process: response to hormone; regulation of DNA-templated transcription.
GGAAAAUGUGGCGAGAGUGUGGGUGUGGGUGUCAGAGAGAGAGAGAGAGAGAGGAGGGAGGGAGGAGAGAGAUGCUAUAAGAGAUCUGAGAAGGGGGGCGAGAGAGAGAGAGAGAGAGAGAGAGAGAGAGAGGGUGGGGUAAAGUAAUGGUGUAAAGGUAGUCCUCUCUGUCUCUCCUUUUUGUUCUCUUUGCUGUUGGGAGGGAAUCUCACCACCACCAGAGAAUGAGGCGAUUCCCUCUGAAUCUGUGCAGAAAUUCUUAGGAUCUGAGGGCGGGAGGGGGAUCAGAAGACGAAAGAUUCCAACUUAGCGAGGAUUCUCGGCUGAAUCAAGAGGUCUCUUCUGUGAUUUGGGCUUGCAGAUUGGAUUUGAAGCUGGAAAGUAUAGAAUGGUGAGCAUUUGCUGAGAAAGGCGUGACUUUUUGGGUGAAGAAAGGGGAUUUUGGGAGAUGGUAUUGCGUCUUUGGUGCUCUGGUCUUGUGAUUUUUUGGUUAAAGGGCUGUAGGUUAUCUCGCGCUGUGGACCGGGUUUCUAGAGUUUGAGAGUAUUUGGGUUUCUGUUGACAAAGCUUUGAAGUUUCAUCAGGGGAAGGGUAGAUUUCUUUUAUUUAGCUUAGGGUUUCCUAGUGCUUCUGAAGGUGAGUUGGGGUUGGGGUUUGGGUUUUUAGGGUGAUAUUGAAGGAAGUUCCUCAAAGAAGCUUGCAGACAGGUGGGAUUUCUCGCCUUGUGUGAACUUAAUUGGGAUUAUUCCGGUUCUUUCUCUGGUAGCUGUGGUUCUUCUGGUAGAAAGGAAUUUGCGAAAGAAGGAAUUGUUCAUGGUAGAAGAUUUGAUGGAUUUGCUUUGUUAAAAGCAUUCGCUGAAAAAUUAGUCGGAAACUAAUCAGGACCAUGAUCACAUUGAGCACCGAACCUGUCAAAGAAUCGAUGAAGGAUGCCGACAAGUGCUUGGAUUCCCAGCUCUGGCACGCAUGCGCUGGAGGGAUGGUUCAGAUGCCGGCGGUGAACUCCAAGGUGUACUACUUCCCCCAGGGCCACGCGGAGCACGCCCAAGGCAUCGUGGACUUUGGGAGCUUUCCCCGUGUCCCGGCGUUCAUCCUCUGCCGGGUUACUGCUGUCAAAUUCAUGGCAGAUCCGGAGACGGACGAGGUCUUUGCCAAGAUCCAGAUGGUUCCAGUUCGAUCCAACGAGCCAGACUCUGGCGAUGAUGGUGGAAUGGGCCUCGGUAGCAACGGGGCUGAUGUACAGGAAAAGCCAGCUUCUUUUGCCAAGACGCUGACCCAGUCGGAUGCCAACAACGGCGGGGGCUUCUCUGUUCCUCGGUACUGUGCCGAGACCAUCUUCCCGCGGUUGGAUUACUCGGCGGACCCUCCAGUCCAAACUGUUCUUGCCAAGGAUGUGCAUGGCGAGGUUUGGAAGUUUAGACAUAUAUACAGAGGGACCCCUCGCCGCCACCUGCUUACCACUGGGUGGAGCACUUUUGUGAACCAGAAGAAGCUUGUCGCUGGCGAUUCGAUCGUGUUCCUGAGAGCAGAGAAUGGGGAUCUCUGUGUGGGGAUCAGACGAGCCAAAAGAGGGGUUGGUGGGGGGCACGAGUCUCCGUCCGGGUGGAAUCCCCCCACUGGAAAUUGUGUCUCAGCCUAUGGAGGAUUUUCUGUCUUCCUAAGGGAAGAAGAGAAUAAGUUGAUGAGAAGCAAUGGCAAUGGUUGUAACUUGGAUUCUGGUGGUAAUAUGAGGGGACGGGGCCGAGUUAGGGCCGAUUCCGUUAUCGAGGCGGCAACACUCGCAGCUAAUGGGCAGCCUUUCGAGGCAAUUUACUACCCAAGAGCUGGUACACCAGAGUUCUGCGUGAAAGCUGCAGCGGUGAAGGCAGCGAUGAGGAUCCAGUGGUGUCCAGGGAUGAGAUUUAAGAUGGCUUUCGAAACUGAGGACUCCUCGAGGAUCAGCUGGUUCAUGGGAACAAUAUCCUCUGUUCAGGUUGCAGAUCCGAUAAGAUGGCCUAAUUCACCUUGGAGGCUUCUUCAGGUGACAUGGGACGAACCAGAUCUAUUACAGAAUGUGAAACGUGUGAGCCCAUGGCUGGUAGAACUGGUUUCUAACAUGCCAGCUAUCCAUUUAACACCCUUCUCACCACCGCGGAAGAAGCUUUGCAUCCCCCAGCGCCCUGAUUUUCCCAUUGAAGGCCAACUUCCAACUCCGGCUUUCCCCAGAAACCCCUUUGGGCCCGGGAGCAGCCCCUUGUGCUGCUUCCCAGACAGCACUCCUGCAGGCAUACAGGGAGCCAGGCAUGCUCAAUUUGGUUUAUCUCUAUCAGAUCUCCGCCUCAACAAACUGCAGCCGGGUCUGUUCCAUGCUGGGCUUCACCAUCUUGAUCAAGCCACUGCACACUCUAGAAUCCCUACAGGACUUAUCUUUGGCAAUCCUGCCAUUCAUGACAAUGUCUCUUGUUUGUUAACCAUCGGCAAUCCUUCUCAGGGAACAAAGAAAUUAUGCAAUGGAAGGUCACCUCAGUUAGUCCUCUUUGGACAGCCAAUACUCACUGAACAGCAGAUAUCUUUGAGCAAUUCUGGGGACACAGUCUCCCCUGGAGUUACUGGAAACAGUUCGUUGGAUGGUAAUCCUGAAAGGACCACAAACGUAUCAGAUGGUUCUGGCUCUGCAGUUCAUCAAAAUGGGCUUGCAGAGAAUUCAUCAUGUGAUGGAUUUCCAUGGUACAGGGAUCGCCAAGCAUCUGAGCUUGGUCUGGAGACUGGACACUGCAAGGUGUUCAUGGAAUCAGAGGAUGUAGGUCGUACACUGGACCUUUCUGUCCUUGGCUCAUAUGAAGAGCUGUACGGGAGGCUUGCUGACAUGUUUGGGAUUGAUAAAUCCGAGAUGAUGAGCCAUGUGCUUUACCGAGAUGCAGUGGGUGCAGUUAAACAAACUGGAGAUGAACCGUUCAGUGAGUUCAUGAAAACAGCACGGAGGCUGACGAUAUUGACAGAUUCAGGCAGCGACAACGUAGGAAGGAAUGCAGUGUUAGCCCAAGAGAAUGUAUCAUGAAUGCACGUAAGGGGUUGCAAAAAGCCUAUGCAGGAAUUGUUUAAUAGAUUCGUAUGACCGGCCGCUGAGCGCCUGUUCCUUUCCAGUAAGAAGGUGGAUUAAGUUAAUUACAUUUUUAUGAACCCCAACGUUAAUGGUUGUGCACGUGGCCUGAUGGUUAUGUUCGUGGUUGAGAAGGCUAUAAACGUGGUGAUGGUGCGAAAGAAGAUUUGGAGGCUUGUUCCUCGGUACUGGCAUUUAACGUUGCUUUCGGAUAAUUACUGUCUGCAUCGUUCAUUUCAGUUCUGCAGUUGAUUCAUUGAAGCCUUUUUAAGACUAUUUUGUACAAGUACUGGAUCUACCGUAGCUGUCAUUCUAGAUAUUCUCUGUCAUGAGAAGUAAAAAAAA